This is a messenger RNA of Cladophialophora yegresii CBS 114405, 912 nucleotides long. RefSeq lists its product as uncharacterized. The record is from RefSeq and is a predicted model, not a curated record. The transcript has 2 exons. Lineage: Eukaryota; Fungi; Ascomycota; Eurotiomycetes; Chaetothyriales; Herpotrichiellaceae. The coding region runs from base 1 to 912 and encodes 303 amino acids.
AUGAAGGGUCAAGGGAAUGCCGCGCAGCAAGAGCAGACGUCUGUCGAGCAUAUCGAUUUUUCGACUUUGGCCGACAGAGUGGAAGAGUUCCGGUACGAACUGGACAGAGCCCGGGACAUGUGUGAACAAGCAAACCUCGAAAUCAACAAAUAUCGCGUAGAAAUCCACAGGCUCAAAUGCACGCUGGACGCGGAGCGCGACGCCUGUUCCAAAGCCCAUAAGCUGCUCAUCAGAGAAAGCAACCAUAACAAAGAACUCGAAAACCCCAAUAAGAAUCUCCAAAACAGCUUGAAAAGGGAGACGGUUUUAAAUUCACAGCUCCAAGCACGGCUGAACACCGAGACUGCAUCACUCAAGGCUAUGACCAAGCAUGCUCGAAGCCAGGAGGAGAAGCUGAUCGAUACGCAGCUGGACUUGGAGUAUCUCAAGUGUACUAUGAGUGUGGACCCUCCCUUGGCACCGACACUUGCUCUCAACAAUCAUGCUCCUCUGCCUGCUCAGCCGUUUGUUGUCGUACUGGUGGAUGGUGAUGCAUACAAUUGGGCUCCCGACAUUUCCUACAACGACUGUCCUCCCGGAACAGUGUCCGCGUCCAACAUUCUCGAUGGCUCCGGCCCAGGUGCCAUGGCCGCGACGCGUGUCCGCAACGAAGUGACCAAAUUUAUUUUGAGCCAGGACGGGACUAUCCCCGUAACGGCGAAGAUCAUUACUCGCGUGUUCUGCAACUUCUCAAGUCGCCCAGGACUGAUGACAAGCUUCCGAAGGAGCGGGCCUGUAGGUCUCGGUCUGGCGGAAUUUGCGGUGCAGUUCACCGAGAAGUUGCCAUUAUUUGACUUUUUCGACGCAGGCAGGGGAAAGGAGAGGGCCGACGACAAGAUCAGAGGCAAGACCGUCAUUUCCCCAAAGGAAUAG